Messenger RNA from Siniperca chuatsi (mandarin fish), 4659 nucleotides. RefSeq names its product RUNX family transcription factor 1 (gene runx1). Gene Ontology annotation, biological process: regulation of cell differentiation; hemopoiesis; regulation of transcription by RNA polymerase II. Lineage: Eukaryota; Metazoa; Chordata; Actinopteri; Centrarchiformes; Sinipercidae. Gene Ontology annotation, cellular component: nucleus. The coding region runs from base 928 to 2475 and encodes 515 amino acids. The record is from RefSeq and is a predicted model, not a curated record. Gene Ontology annotation, molecular function: DNA-binding transcription factor activity, RNA polymerase II-specific; ATP binding; RNA polymerase II cis-regulatory region sequence-specific DNA binding. The transcript is spliced from 8 exons.
AUAACUCGGGACAUGUUUGACUGCUGCUGUUGGUCAUGAACAAAGGCGUAUGAAGCUUCAGUUUUUCAAAUGGAGUCUGGCUCGGGUGCUUCCACGCUGUACUUCACAUUCAGCCGAGCGCCUGCUGCCCCCUGCCGUCUGAGCCGGGCUCGGGGAGCUCGGGGAGCUCGGGGAGCCGGGGUGGAAGGCAGCCGACUGGACAGAGCUGCAAAUUAAAACGUGUACAUCUGGAUGAACAUGAGAAGCGAAGAGGCAGGACGAGUUUGGGAGAUUUGGAAAGGCUUUUUUUCAAAGACGUUGUGCCCUUUUCUUCACGUUUACUUGGUCAUUUGAACUGGAAGUCUCACUCCUGUACGUGCCUGCUCGGGCUUUCUGCGCACAGUGGACAGACGCCACUCUCCGUCCCCUCCAAACCCCGCCUCCUCUCGCGCGGACAUAACGCUGAUUGGUCAAUCCCCUCCUAGUGAGAGCCAGCGGCGAGCCUCCCCAUUGGCUGAGGGCCGCUCGGUGCGCAGAUGAGAUGCAAAUCCAGAGGUCUGCCCGUAAAAGCUCGGCGCCGCGAGCCCGAGUGGCCACUCAUGUAGCGGGGGAGGAAGAGACGCGCGCGAUGUGCUGCCACUGACGGAGUUCAGCUUCACUUCCCCUUCGUCUUCAUGCUUCGUCACUUUCCUUCCACUUGUGAUGCCAAACGUGUGGAAGCGUGAUUUCUGCCGCGAGGAGACAGCGGCGUCCCAGAGUGAUUUGUUGUGCGUGGAGAGCGCACGCGGCGCUGCUUCGGACAUCCGGCGCGCGUGGACGGGCUCGAGCUCCGCAGCCGGGCGAGCGUUCAGGCACAGAUAAGAAGUCCACACACAGAGACGCUGCUCGUGCUGUCAACAAGACGCCUCGGGAGGAAGUUGAGUCUCUGUGGACCACCGAGCCGCCCAGAUGGUGUUUCUGUGGGACGCCAAAUACGCUGUGGCGUUCUGGUUCUGUCUGGAUUUGUUGACUCUACCACCAAACGUCUCCAGUCUGGAGAAAAGGAAAUCUAACAUCUGCUCUCUCUCAGACCCAGCCCCCGGCCGGCGCUACACCCCCCCCUCCACCACCCUCGCCUCGGGGGGGAAGAUGGCCGAGGCCCUGCCCCUGGGCGCCCAGGAGGCCGGAGGCGGGUCCGCUCUGGUGGGCAAACUGCGCAUGGCCGAGCGCGGCGGCAUGGUGGAGGUGAUCUCGGAUCAUCCAGGAGAGCUGGUGAAGACCGACAGCCCCAACUUCCUCUGCUCGGUGCUGCCCACACACUGGAGGUGCAACAAGACGCUGCCCAUCGCUUUUAAGGUGGUUGGCCUAGGCGACAUCCCUGAUGGCACCUUGGUAACGGUGAUGGCGGGAAAUGAUGAGAACUACUCAGCUGAGCUUCGUAACGCCACGGCCGCCAUCAAGAACCAAGUGGCCAGAUUCAACGACCUGCGCUUUGUUGGCCGCAGUGGAAGAGGGAAGAGCUUCACUCUGACCAUCACAGUGUUCACCAACCCUCCUCAGGUGGCCACGUACCAGAGAGCCAUUAAAAUUACAGUGGAUGGUCCUAGAGAGCCACGGCGUCAUCGUCAGAAGAUGGACGAGGUCAAACCUGGCUCUCUGGCUUUCUCGGAGAGGCUAACAGAGCUGGAACAUCUGAGACGGAGCUCGAUGAGGGUGACGCCUCCUCAUCACCAUCACCAUCAACCCUCCGCCAACACCCGCCAAUCUGCAGCACUCAACUCUGCCACCUUCUCCAGCCCCACACACACUCAGAUAACUGCUGAUUCUAGACAGAUGCAGUCGUCUCCAUCUUGGUCCUAUGACCAAUCAUAUCCCUACCUUGGCCAGAUAACCACGCCUACCGUCCACACAGCCAAUCCCCUUUCGCCUGGUCGAUCUUCACUCAGUGACCUGUCCUCACGACUCACAGGUCCUGACCUCACGGCCUUCGGCGACCCCAGGAUGACCUUAGAACGACCUUUCACCUCUCUCCCCUCCUUGCCUGACACCCGCUUCUCCGACCCCCGGGUCCAUUACCCUCCCACAGCGGCUGCCUUUACCUACACCCCCUCUCACAACCCCGUCUCCAACAGCGCCCUCGGCCUCACCAUGGCAACGGCCAUGGCAACUACCCCUGCGGGGAGGUACCACACCUACCUGCCUCCUCCCUACCCGGCGAACACCCCCCACCAGGCUCAGAAUGGGCCCUUCCAGUCCACCUCCUCACCAUAUCACCUGUACUACUCCACUGCGGCCGGGUCAUACCAGUUCUCCAUGAUGGCUGGGGGAGGAGGCAGCAGUGACUCGCGCUCCCCGCCGAGGAUCCUGCCGCCGUGCACCAACGCCUCCACAGGCUCCUCCCUCCUGCAUCCCUCUUUGCCCAAUCAGAGUGAAGGAGUGGGUGUGGAGGUGGAGUCCAGCCACAGUAGCUCCCCAACAAAUAUGGCAGCUGCUGAAGCUGUCUGGAGACCUUACUGAACCAGUCAAGGUGGUAGAGGACACUUACAGUGACCACCUGGUCAUGUGAUGGCGGACACCAUCACUGAACACAUCAAUCCAAAAUAAAAUGAGUGACAUGAGGGGCCAUAAGUCAAUGUAAUGUCAAUGAUUUUGUGUCAACAUUUAGACUGGGAGGGCUGAGUGAGCCGCAACCCCUAAUCUCAGUUAAAGUAUAAGACCAAUUUUUCCACAAAUCUCAUGAAAAGACCGAAACCAACAAUGUGUUAGUCCUUCUCUCGAUACUUUCUGACUUCCUGUCUGUCUCCAAGCCCAUUGGUUCCUACUGAAGACGUAAAUCUUUAAAAACAGCUCACAAAUAUAGUUUAAUUUUUAAAAAAGGGGUCAUUAAUUGUCUAGAGGAAAAUAGUGCAUCUGUUGGGGACUACUUUCAGCGGCGGAUGAAUCCACAUGUGGCGCUGUAGUGAGUGUUUGGGGCAGCAGGACGGUGUGUGUGGGACUGAGUCAGGAUAAACUCCAGUGUGUGUGUUCACGGUGAUGAAGGAACAUGUCACCCAGUGCAGCAGAGCGGCUCGCUGAUGGGUUUUAAUAGUUUGUGGACAACAGAGGAGCUCUGCGGCUCAGAGGAGGAAGAUCCAUCAGGCUGUGGGACUGCCCAUAAGAUAGACAAAGUCGAACUUGGUUGUGUUCCAUAUUGUGUAUUAUAUUGUCCCUAAAGUUUUCUCCCAGAACCAGAUUGAUAUUUUAAAACUCAACUGUGAACUGGGUUGAGAUUCAAAACAUCAACAGUGAGCAUGGAAAUGUUGGGACAUAUGGUACCAUCCAGCGGUUGUGCCCCCCAGCAAUAUUGAUUGUCACCUAUCGAUGCAGUUUCCUGCAAGUGUUCCUAGGGUAAACUGCAUCUUAGGAAGUCUGCUGACUUUUUAUUUUAUUUAUACUUGAUCACUGUAUUAUUCAGUAGUUAAUGGUUUCUAUUUUUUGGAGAAACUCCUGUACAUCAUCACUUGACCAGGAGCCAGAUGUGUGCGCCCAGUUUCUGGGCUACUGUCUACUGACAAACAAUGUUGGCCAAUGAAAAGCAGAAUGACUGACAGGUGCAUUAGCCAACAGACAGCAGGGAGUGGACUUGUUAGGUUAUAUAAACCUAACAUCCCAGUCCCGCUUUCAGGACAGAAAAGGACUCCAGAGAAGAGCUUCUAUUAAAUGAAGGAACUAAAGAUGGACAGAUAAACGGAGAGAAGCAGGGUAAUAUUUUGGUUUUACACUGACAAAGUGCAUGCAGCAGCACUGGACUGAUCUCAAUUCAGCUUCUUUUGUAAAAUAAUAAGACUUCAUCCGCAUAAAUGUUGUCGGUGUUGUGAAUAGAUGAUUUGCUCAUGCCAAAUAUUGUUAUGGCCUGUUUGUUUACCUUCAUCAUUGUUUGCUCCCCACUGUUUUACCACUCCUCUCUCAUUCUGAACCCAUCGUCUCUUGGAGAACAUACAGAAACGUGAUCACUCACUUAGGUGGCUUUCAUGGCCCCUGAGGGCUGACUAUGACCUCUAACUCUGGCUUCACUGCAGACUGCAUACUUAAUCAUCGCCAGUCAUCAGUUAUUAAUAUUUCUUAACUGGUUAAGCUAGUCGAUUGAUUACAUAUUUAUUGUAGAUGGCCCUAACCAGACUGGACAUUUUGAUCAGAUUUCUACAUUAACACCAAAGAAAACGGUGAGGUCUAAAUUAUGUCUCAGGUGUUUUUUACACAGAAUAUUGGUUUUGACAUGAAAAUGCUCAAAUUGAAAGAUUGUAGCAGCUUUAUUUACUCUGGCUUCCAAACCCCUCUGUGUUGAAUUUUGACUCAUUUUCUCACCACACUGAAAAACAUUAAAGCAUGGAUUUUUGUUAAAUACUUUAAUUUAUUCCUACAAUACCAUUUUUGGUAGCAUUUCAUAUGUGUGUGUGUGUGUGUGUGUGUGUGUGUGUGUGAGAGAGAGAGAGUGUGCCACAUUUACCCAUGACCCACUGUUGAUUUGUACUGUAUAUAACCAUGGCUGUGACACCUGCAUUUGAUCACCCUUUCCUCUCUCUCUCUCUCUCUCUCUCUCUCUCUCUCUCUCACACUCACACUCACACUCACACACAUACACACACACACACUAGUUUUGUUUUGACAUUGUUGAUUGUGCACAUUUGGGUUUGAUUUCUAUAAAUAUUCUUGCGAACACAA